Podarcis raffonei (Aeolian wall lizard) is the source of this 874-nucleotide messenger RNA. RefSeq names its product KRAS proto-oncogene, GTPase (gene KRAS). The transcript has 6 exons. The record is from RefSeq and is a predicted model, not a curated record. Gene Ontology annotation, cellular component: plasma membrane. Gene Ontology annotation, biological process: Ras protein signal transduction. The coding region runs from base 75 to 701 and encodes 208 amino acids. NCBI's taxonomy places the organism in Eukaryota, Metazoa, Chordata, Lepidosauria, Squamata, Lacertidae. Gene Ontology annotation, molecular function: GDP binding; GTPase activity; GTP binding.
UCCUCCUCACCAGCCAAUAACAGAGUAGGUGCCUGUUAUUUUGGAACCUGCCUUGGGCAGAGAAGUUGAAUUGUAUGUACGUCCUGGAAGCAGCAAAAGCAUCGAGGGUUGGAGACAGAGAGAGGGGCCUACAGAAGAUGACGGAAUACAAGCUGGUCGUUGUUGGAGCUGGUGGCGUGGGCAAGAGUGCGCUGACGAUACAGCUGAUUCAGAACCAUUUCGUAGAUGAAUACGACCCUACAAUAGAGGAUUCGUACAGGAAGCAAGUAGUCAUAGAUGGCGAGACCUGCCUCUUGGACAUUCUAGACACAGCCGGCCAAGAGGAGUACAGUGCGAUGAGGGACCAGUACAUGAGGACGGGCGAAGGCUUUUUAUGCGUAUUUGCUAUAAAUAACACAAAAUCUUUCGAAGAUAUUCAUCAUUAUAGGGAACAAAUAAAAAGAGUGAAAGAUUCUGAAGAUGUCCCCAUGGUGCUAGUAGGAAACAAAUGUGACUUGCCUUCGAGAACCGUAGACACAAAACAAGCUCAGGACUUAGCUAGAAGUUACGGAAUUCCUUUCAUCGAAACCUCUGCGAAAACGAGACAGAGAGUGGAGGAUGCAUUUUAUACAUUGGUGCGAGAGAUCCGCCAGUACAGAUUGAGAAAAAUCAGCACAGAAGAAAAGACUCCUGGGGCGUUGACGAUGCCUUCUACACAUUAGUCCGGGAAAUCCGAAAACACAAAGAGAAGAUGAGCAAAGAUGGCAAAAAGAAGAAAAAGAAGUCGAAGACAAAGUGUAUAAUUAUGUAAAUGCAACUUAACCCUUCGUCCUUAAGGUGUACGUCGGUAAACGUGAUUCAUUUUUGUACCAUUACACUAAAUUAUUAGCACACA